Molecule: messenger RNA, 2970 nt
Organism: Prorocentrum cordatum
Lineage: Eukaryota; Dinophyceae; Prorocentrales; Prorocentraceae
Source: the annotation of a GenBank genome assembly
AUGGCGCUGGUGCUCGACGGCCGCGGCUUUCGGGACAUCACCUUCAGCGACGCGGUGAAGCUGCAGACGGAGACGGUGAGGGCCGACUGGCCAGUCAAAGGCCCUCGGACGCUGCCCUGGGUCCUCGGGUUCAUGCUGCGCAUGGCUGGAGGUGCUAUGGCAUGGCACAAUAGAUGGAUUGCGAUGAUGCAGCUAGGAGAGUCCGACGAGAACGUGAAGCUCCACGAGACCUUGUGCCGCGUGCUAGAGGCCGCCCUCUGCCGCGACCAGCUGGUGAUAUGCGAGCUGGCCUCUUACGAGUACCUCGCCCGUCAGCUUCAGUUGGUAGAGCGCGUGUUCGAGGAGCGCGCGCGCAGGAGCCAGCCCGUGCCGAAGGCCAAGGCUCAGGCCAAGGAGCUGGGGGCUGCGGGCUUCGGUUCAGAGGUCGGCCACUUCUUCGGCGCGGGUGAGACGAAAGGGAACGUGUGCAUCUGUCCUGCUUUGAUGGAUUGGAUCGCCGAUCAGAUGAAGAUGGAAGCAUCUGUCGCGAAAGAACGCCGCAAGGCUCGUGAGGAGCGAGCCUUGACCCUGGCCAGGAUGGGCCUCACGAGCCUGUUCCCGUCGCUCGUGAGCCUGGCCAGGAUUGCCCAGAGGCCCUCGCGCCUCCGCCUGGUCUGGACGCGCCCACGCGUGGUGCCGAUCGCCAGCGCGACGUUUUUCCGCUACCUCGUCUUCCUGUGGAUGGGCGCCGCCAUCUUCCGCUGGGCCGCGUUGCUCGUCUGCGCGCUGCCAAAGGUCGGUGGCGACCCGCCCGCCGUGCAGGCUGCCUCGGUGGACUACCUCUCGAGCCUGCAUCGGGAGUUCGAGCUGCCUGCCGCCUACUCGGAGAGGAGCAGCGCCUGCGAAGCACCCCUGGUAGAGAUGCUCGCUCAGGCUCCUGGCUACGCUGGUGACAGCGGUCGGGUCCGCCCCUACAGCCAGCCUCUCGCGGCCUGGCCCAAGUCGACGAAGGCUGUGUCCAUCUCCGACGUCGUCUCGGAUGCCGGCUCCAUCGCGCUGCAGGGUUGGAGGCAGACUACGCUGAAUUCCGAGUCGGUUGCUGCGGGGCUCCGCGACGCGCUGGGCAUUCAGCGCCCGUACGUCGAUCCCGAGCUUCGCUAUCAGCCUAAGUCUCACGCUCAGUUUUCGAAGCAGCUGGAGGCUCACGACAUGAUAUCAUGGAGAGCCGCCAGUUCUCAGUCUUCUCACACAAUCGGUUUGUUCUUCGUGGAGAAAUCCAAUCACGUGCUUAGGCUCGUGUUUGACACUAGGCUGGCUAACUGCAGCUUUGCCACGCCGCCAGCCACCAAGCUUCCCACGCCCAGUGCGUGGGCCAGUGUCGAUUGCGACGACAGCUUCGUUUUUGCACAAGGCGAUAUUCAAUGUGCCUUCUACCACUUGCGCUUGCCUCCAGGGAUGGAGUCGCUGUUCUCGCUGCCCGCGAUCUCCAAUCGUCACAUCGGCCUCACAUCGAUUAAUGGGAGGCCCGUCGGUAUCCACGGUUUUGUGCAGCCGUUGGUCACAGUUGUUCCCAUGGGUUGGAGCUGGGCCCUUCACUUUUGUCAGAGCGCCCUCGUUCGUGCCUUAACCGACGCUGGAUUCGACAGUGGGGACAUGAUCGUGGACGGAGGCUUGCCUGUCCUGGAGUUCUCGGAGGCCGUCAGUAAGGGUGUCUUCACGGGCUUGCAGAUUGACGGCGACCCCCCCCCCGACCUGGUCUCGGAGGUUGGCCGCGCGGCCGAGAAGUGGAGGCGGCUCUCUGGCGUCACCCUGGCAUGCGGGCUGCGGCUGCUGGUCCGAUGGGUGCCCUCUGAACGGAAUGUCGCCGACAAGCCGUCGAGGGAGGGCUUCUUCGUCGGGCCGAGCUUCGAGGAGGUGAUCAAGACCGCGAGGGCUCGGAAGACCCACCCUGGGCCCUCCAGUCUCUCGCGAGGGAGUCUCUCAGUGCUGGAGGCGCCAGCCGUCUCGGCCUCCACGGGCAGGAAUUACCACGAUUGCGCCCAGAAGUUUCUGAGCUGGUGCCUGUGGACCGCGCGGGACUUCUCCUGCUGCGUCGACCUGGACACCGUGCUGGCGGUGUACUUCGUGCAUUUGUUCCUGGACGGGUACGACAGCGCGACGGGCCGCACCACGCUGGCCGCCCUGAAGCACCAUCUCCCCUCGAUGCUGGUCGGGAGUCGGCCGCUGCCGCGGGCGUUUUCGGGCGCUGCAAGGAUGCGCCUUCCGCUGCCUCGGGUGGCGAUGUUCGCGAUUGUGGGCGUCCUCCUGGCGCAGGGCCGCCUGUCCGAGGCGGUGUUCGUGCGACUGGCCUUCGACACUUACCUCCGCCCGAGCGAGGCCUACCGCCUCACGGCCGCCUCGCUCAUCGCCCCGCGCGUCGGGUCGAGGGGCGGCUACCAGCACUGGGCCAUCCUGGUCAACGACGCAGCCAGCGGCAGACCUGGCAAGACGGGGGUGACCGACGAGAGCGCGAUCGUGGACGACCCGUCGUUGUGGCCGCUGCUGGCCGCGCUGCGCGACGGGAGGCGGCCCGAGGCGAACUUGUGGACGUUCUCGCCCGAGCAGGUCCGCCAGGCCUUCCGAGCGGCGCUGGCGAUGCUGCAGCUCGACGGCGAGCAGACGUCGCUGCACUCCCUUCGGCGCGGAGGGGCGUCCGACGAUCUCCUAUCGGGCCGUCGGACGCGCAAGGAGGUCAAGGACCGCGGGCGCUGGCGGACGGAUCAAUCCCUGAACCGCUAUGGGAAGCGGGCGCGGAUGCAGCAGCGGCUGGGGCUGCUCUCACCCGCGCUGGUGGACUUCGGCGACAAGGUCGAGGCCAGGCUGCUGCAGCUGAUGGAGGUGACGGCGAGGACGGGCAUCUUCCCGCUCCGCCUGCCGCCCCUGGUGCCCGCGUCGGCGCCGGCUGCAGAGAAGACUGCGCCCAAGCUGACCGAUCAGUGGAGGUUCGACUGA